This is a messenger RNA of Paramecium octaurelia, 969 nucleotides long. NCBI's taxonomy places the organism in Eukaryota, Ciliophora, Oligohymenophorea, Peniculida, Parameciidae. The record is from the annotation of a GenBank genome assembly.
AUGAUAAAAAUAACUUAGUUUGAUAAAAUUUAAGAUGAACUAAAUUAAAAUAAACAAGAUAAAGAAUCCUUAUUAGAGUAAAUUAAAUAAAACGAAACGACUAUUUAAUUAAAUGAAUAAAUGAUAAUUGACUUUAAGAAACAUGAUGAAGAAUAAAUUAAGAUUAUUUAAGAUCUAAAGAAUGAAAAGCAAGAAUUGUCAAUUAAACUAAAAGAAUUUGAGUAAUAAAGUAAAACUACAUUGUAUUUAAUUUCUUAUAGAAAUAUCAUUUGAAGUUAAACUUUAAGAAAAGAAGGAGACUUAGAAAGAUGCUAACAAUCAAUUCAAAAGAAUGAAGAAAUUGUUAAAUCAUUAUAACAAACUUUGGUAUAAUUAAUAUCUUUAUUAGAAGUAAGAUUGCUAAUUAUCAAAAUAUCUAACUUUCUCAACAACUUAUAAGCAUAAUACUUGUUCAGUAACUUAGAAUGGAAAAGUUAUUGAGAAUAAUUCAGGUUUUUGGUAUUGUUGUAUGUGUGAUUAAAUGAUUCCUAAGAAUGGAAAGAUCUAAUUUGCUUUUAAAAUCAUUGAAUUAUCUUAUCUUAUGAUUGGAAUUGGUUUUAGGGAUAUUGUGUAGAGUAAGAAUUAUGAUCAUUGUUAUAGUAUUGAUGGAGGGUAUGUGUUAUGAUAUUAAUAGUUCAACAUAGAACAUAUAAUAUUUAUUCUGAAGGUUAUUGUUAUAAUCAUGAUUAAUAAGAUAAAAAUGGGAAAUAAAUAACAUUUCCAUUUUCAAGAAAUGAUAUCAUAAUUGUUGAAGUGGAUAUGGAAAAGAAGUAUGUGAAAUGGACAAAGUAAUCUACAAAUGAAUCAUUUGUAUCAACUUCAAUUUAUUCUUUUUAGACUCUCACCAUUGAUACAUCCAAAGAUUUGUAUCCAUGUGUACAUCUACGUGAUAAAUGCAAGGUAGAGAUAUUAAAUCAAGUAUUUAAAUGA